AUGAAUGAGGAUGAAGAAUAUGAUGACUUUUAUCGAAAUAGUCUUCCUUCUAAUUGUCCUAAUACUCGUUACAAGGUUGUAUUUAGUAGAAGGGGUGAUAGCAUUAGCAUCAGUUUUAGCUGCAUGCUUUUUGUCCAGGAAGGAUUGUUAUGUCUUCAUAUGUUUUUCAUAUUAAAUAUGAAAGAGUAUGAUGAAAUUUCAUCAAAUUUCAUUUUGAGGAGAUGGGGAAAAGAUAUCACAGCUGAUGGAUUGUUGAGAAAAGUACCUGAUGUUAUCGACAUUCAUAAUCCAAAGGGGGUCAGAAAGAAGGGAUGGGCUAGUGGUAAAAGAAUCAAGAGCACUAGAGAGAAAGUGAUUGAGAAAUCUAAAAAUGGUACUAGGUUGUGCAGUUUAUGUCAUAAACCAAAUCACAAUGCUAGGUGUUGCAUUUUGAGGUUUAAGAAGUCUGAAUUAGAAUCUGAGGUUACAGAAGGCUGA
Messenger RNA from Lactuca saligna, 477 nucleotides. Lineage: Eukaryota; Viridiplantae; Streptophyta; Magnoliopsida; Asterales; Asteraceae. The record is from the annotation of a GenBank genome assembly.